AUGAGAGUAAGCUAUCAGAGUAAGCAGUGUAUUCAUCUAGGCUCUAGGGUUUCAGAUUAUAAUACUAUUUCUUUAAAUUCAUGGUUUCAGGUUCUUGAUCUUGUACUUGGACAUGGAGAUGAUUUGUUCAGGCGAGCACAGUCGAAAGCCCUCGUCUCUAUUCACGACCUUGAGGCUGGAAAGGGAGGUGAACUAACACAUGACAACGAUUACAGUGGAGCGCUAGAUUUAACUGAAAAGACUGCCAAGGAGGCUAUGACACCUAUUGAAUCAAGAUUGUGCUUGGAUGUUGAUUCAAAUUUAGACUGGCCGUGGAAAACUGAAGUUAUCUUAAAGAAAAACUGA
Molecule: messenger RNA, 345 nt
Organism: Rosa chinensis
Lineage: Eukaryota; Viridiplantae; Streptophyta; Magnoliopsida; Rosales; Rosaceae
Product: DUF21 domain-containing protein At4g14240-like
Exons: 5
Coding region: 1-345 (114 amino acids)
Biological process (GO): magnesium ion homeostasis
Cellular component (GO): intracellular membrane-bounded organelle
Source: RefSeq, a predicted model, not a curated record